UCCGCCAUACUGGAAUUUGCACCUCGUGGUGCUCGCACUUGUUAAAGUCAAACUCACCUGGAAUCUAGCGUACUCCAGGAUAAAUUUAUCAAAAUGCCAACAAGUAACCCAUUACCCCCAAAAGAGAAUGCUCUGUUCAAAAGAAUAUUGAAAUGCUAUGAACAGAAGCAGUACAAGAAUGGGUUGAAGUUUGCAAAACAGAUUCUAACAAAUCCCAAGUUCUCAGAACAUGGAGAAACUUUAGCAAUGAAAGGUUUGACACUGAACUGUCUAGGUCGCAAGGAAGAGGCCUAUGACUAUGUUCGACGUGGGCUUCGGAACGACCUGAAGAGCCAUGUCUGCUGGCAUGUCUAUGGCCUUCUCCAAAGGUCCGACCGCAAGUAUGACGAGGCGAUCAAGUGCUACCGCAAUGCUCUCAAGUGGGACAAGGACAAUCUUCAGAUCUUGCGAGACUUGUCGUUGUUACAGAUACAGAUGCGAGAUCUUGAGGGGUACAGGGAAACAAGGUACCAGCUGUUGCUGCGGCCAGGUCAACGAGCAUCAUGGAUUGGCUACGCUAUGUCAUAUCAUCUUCUCAAAGAUUAUGAUAUGGCUCUCAAGAUUCUUGACGAGUUUAGGAAAACGCAAAUGCCCAAGCCACUUGACUACGAACAUUCAGAACUGCUGAUGUACCAAAACCUGGUGAUGAGAGAGGCAGGGAUGUAUCAGAGGGCACUAGACCACCUAAAGACGUUUGACCACCAGAUCGUCGAUCGCCUCUCCCUCCAAGAGAUAAAAGCGGAGAUCCUUACCAAGUUGGGCCGUGCUUCAGAAGCUGUGGACAUCUAUCGAGAUUUGAUCAACAGAAAUCCAGAAAAUUGGGCAUAUUACGGAGGCUUAGAAGAAUCUGUCAAUCCAGCAACGGAAGCUGAACGCCUACAGCUGUACAGGGAUGUGCAUGAGAAGUAUCCAAGGGCGUCCACACCAAGGAGAAUACCAUUAACAUUCUUAACAGAUGGCGUUUUGAGGGGAAUUGAUCAUUUCUGUAUCCAUCUAUUUCUGUUUCAGGUGAAAAUUAUAGAAGAUCUGAUCCUAGACUAUGUGAAUAAUUUGAGUACUACAGGAUACUUUGAUGCCAAUGUGGGUGAGAAUGAAGAGAAGGAGCCAGCUACCGCCUUGCUGUGGACAUACUAUUACCUGGCUCAGCAUUUUGACUACCUCGGUGACAUCCGGAAGGCCAUUCACUACUGUGAUCUGGGCCUGGAACACACUCCAUUGUUGAUAGAGCUUUACGUCCUCAAGGCCAAACUACACAAGCAUGCAGGUGACAUUGAGGAGGCUGUGCGGCUGAUGGACGAAGCCCAAAGUCUUGACACAGCCGACCGCUAUAUAAACUCCAAGUGUGCCAAGUACAUGCUGCGUGGUAACCUCAUUCAGGAGGCGUCCGAUAUGUGUGCCAAGUUCACCAGGGAGGGUGUUUCUGCAACAGAGAACCUGAACGAGAUGCAGUGUAUGUGGUUCCAGACGGAGAGUUCUGCCGCACACCAGCGUCUGGGCAAGUGGGGCGAUGCCCUCAAGAAGUGCCACGAGAUAGAUAGGCAUUUUACAGAAAUCAUUGAGGACCAGUUUGACUUCCACACCUACUGCAUGAGGAAGAUGACGUUACGGGCGUAUGUUGGCCUGUUGAGGUUAGAAGACAAAUUGAGGAGUCACCCCUUCUACUACAGGGCUGCUAGGAUAGCAAUAGAGAUCUAUUUACAUUUACAUGACCACCCGUUUACGGAACAUGAACAAGAAAAUAACCUAGAUACAGAAAAUCUUAGUCCUAGUGAACUGAAAAAGAUGAAACGGAAACAGCGGAAGGCAGCCAAGAUAGCAGAGAUGGCUCGGGAACGGCAAAGAGCAGAAAUGGAGAAGAGGGAGUUACAGAACAAGAAAAGCCAGGAUGGAGAUCUGGAUGGUCCCAAGGAAGAGGAGCUUGUGCCAGACAAACUGGCUAAGGCUGAAGACCCUCUGGAACAGGCCAUGCGCUUCAUGAGGCCCCUGCAGCUUCUGUCACCUCGGAGGGUAGAAACACAUGUUUUAGCUUAUGAAAUUUACUCUAGGAAAGGAAAAUUAUUACUGAUGUUGCAGUCCAUAAAGCGAGGUUUCCAGACCGACCCAUACGAUCCCCAGUUCCACAUAUGUAAAAUUAGGUAUCUUCAGCUCGUGAAGAAGAGUGAGCUGAGUGAACCCUUGAAGUCUGUGAUAAACCAGGAAGUGGAGCGAGUGUACGAGGGGAAGUCCGCAAACACGCUCAACGACGAGUUCAUUGCUAGAAACUCCAAAUCCUUAGAACAUCUACUUGCAGGCGCCCGAAUGAUGUACGAGCUAGACCAGGCUACACAGGUGAAAGCAAUCUCCUUGGCAACAUCUUUGUCCAAUGAUAUCAAAGGAGUUACAAUCAAGAACUGCAUAGCAGUAUUGGAAUGUUUGUGCCGAGGAGACUUCGGCAGUUGCGAGAAAGACGCCCAGGACUACCAGGCCCGAUGUCAUAAUGUGUUUCCAUAUGCAACCGCGUUCAUCAUCCCUCCCUCCACACAGCCUGAUCAGAUUGUUGCCAAUGGCUCGACGUCAUAGAACCUGACACACUGUGAUACUCUUGUAAUUCACACUCCCCAUGCGGGAGACUUGUUAUGGCCGACACAAAGUCCUUAUUCUUGGAUUUUGGCAUUGAUGUCCUGGUACUUUCACCCAAGAGGUGUUUCACGUGCUACCAGGAAUGUAGAAACAUUGAACCAUGUUAUACACUACAGGGAAGUGUUUGACACAUUGAAAACUACAGUGUACACACAAAUACAACCCAGGGCGAGGUUUGUUUUGGGCUGUAAAUUCAGCUUAUCACGAGACGCUUUACUGAUCUCUCUGGAAAAGCUGACACUGUUCUUCUAUCGUUGAUCCACACAGUGCUUCUGGACCUAUUCCCAAACAAUGUCAAGAUCUUUUACACUACUCCAAUGUGUAAAAAGGUUCAAAGCAAAGAUACAAAUUGAUGUGAUUUUUGUAUGGAUUGUGUUUCUUCCGUCUUCAGUACAUAGAGAAUAUUUGAGAGGUGAUACAAACCAUUUUUGCAUAGAAAUGGGACCUGUGCCACAUUAAACUAGAAUAUUGACUCUUCACAACAGGAGAUGUAUUCCUGAGAACUUAUAUUCAUUGUAUGACAUGUCACAGCUGAUGUUUUCCUUUCAAACAGCUGAGUUUUCACUUAUCAGCUGAAUUUGACUUGUCACGAACCAGCAUUUCUACCCCCAGUUUUGUAUUUCUUGUGCUGCAUCUGCUGAAAGCGGAAACGUUCAGUUGUACAGAACAUAGCAUAUCUUUGAGAGCUUUACCCUGUGGACUGUAAGGGAUGGAAGAGUCAUCUCAAGUUCUUGGAAUUUUAUUUAUUGGAAUAUGUUUUUGGGGAAGUAGUAUGGGAAUACUUCCGAUGUGCCAAGACAUGUAGCUUAUCGUUGCUCAAACUACCGGAGCAAGGAACGUCUUCAUAUGGUUCAUUGUGUUUUCCUCAAUGUGGCUACAAGCUUUAUUUAUGUCAGACCCCUGACCAUUACAAAAUGAAUCAUGAAUGAAAUUGAAUGCUCCAGUUAAUAAAUGAGAUAAGAAAAUGUAGGGUGCUUUAGAGGAAUUCAUGCUACUGAGACUCCUGAUUGAAAAGAAUGUAAUCUCGGCUUCCAAGUUAAUCAUAGUUUGGAUGUUUCAAAUGAACUGGGAAAAUUAUCAUUCAUGGCUUGUGAUCCAUUAAUACUUAAAAUAUUUCUUUAGAGUUGAACACAAUGCUGUGCUUUAAAUAUGACAAUAUUGUGUGGGAACAUCAAUCGUUUAAGUUAGUGUAUGGCGUUAUGUCUAUCAUAACAUGAGCCCCAUUAUAGCUAUACAUAUCAUACGACAGCUACCGGAGUCGAUACAGAAUAUUACUUCUCCGGAGUUUGAUCAAGCCAGGGCUUAUUUAGCAUCCAGGUAGUCAUUGUAUUGGGGACAUGGAGUAGCCUAAUGGUUAAAGCGCUUACUCAUAACGCCAAAAAACUGGGUUUGAUUCCUCACAUGGGUACUAUGCGUGAAGCCCACUUCUGGUCUCUUCAACCAUGUUAUUGCUGGAGUAUUGAUGAAAACGGCAUAAAACCGUUCUCUCUCAUUGUACUAGACCUUCCACAAUCUUAAUCUGUCUGUGAUUUUUUUUUUUUUUUUUUUUUUGCCGGUGCCAGCUUUGCUAAUCUAUAAUGAAGAGACCACCUAUAUUCAGAAUAUUAGUGUCUUAUAUCUGGCCAAAAUAAGUUUCCACACUGAAGAGUUAACUCUCUUCUGCUAGUGUUAUUAAAUCUGAAUAAACAAGAUUAUUGUUUGCGUGUCACUGCUAAUUCAAAAUUAGGAUCUUUCAUUUGUAAUUUCAGGUAUACAAGGCAAUGGAAUUAUUGACAUUUAUCUGUAUCAAAUCUUAUUACUUAAUUAACUUGUAAGUGAAACAUCUUUUGUUGGUUCUAUACAGUUGUAUUAAAGCACUCAAAAUCAUCUUGUAAAUGCUUCUUAUGACACCAGUUGAGAUAUUUGAUUUACGUGUAACAUGAUUGAUUCAUGUACUUGCACUCUGGAUGAACUAUUUCAGGGAAUACAAACCCAAAAACAUUUGUGCCAGAUAAGUUAUUGCUUGAUGAAAUUGAUUGAAAAAUCCUUGUAAAGCCUGUCCCAUUUGUUUAGUAAUUGUCCCCGUGAAGAUCAGGGUUAUAAUUUGUCCUCAGCAACCCAUACUUGUCAUAAAAAGUGACUAACAGGAUCGGGUGGUCAGACUCGCUAUCUUGGUGGACACGUCUUCAUAUUCCAGUUGUGUAGAUCGAUGCUCAUGCUGUUGAUCACUGGAUUGUCUGGUCCAGACACAGUUGUUUACACACUGCUGCCAUAUAGCUGGAAUAUUGCCGAGUGUGGCAUAAGACAACAAACCAAACCAAAAUCUGUAGUAAAUAGGCAUUAUAGGAAAGGUAUGAUACUUUAUGAAUAACAAAAACUUGGUAGGAAUAGUCAGUGAUGGUGAACAGUAAGAACCAAUAUCUUCAUUGCCGAAAAAUUCAUGCUAUGAUGUUGAAUAUUAGAAGCAGUAGUACCUACCAGUUAUGAAUACUGUGAAAAAUGUCUACAUAAUGGAUCUACAUUUAUAGAUUUGUCUGUAAUAGUUUAUUUGGGAAAGAAAUAUUGUAAACUUACGAUAGCUAUAGCGAUGAACCUCUUAAAGAAAAUCAUUUUCAAUCUUAUUACAGCAUUUGCGUUAAAAUACAGGUAAUUAGCGAGACAAUACAUUCAUUGUCACUGGAGCGUAAUUAAGGAUUUUCACCAGUCUAUAUAUAUUUGUGUAGUGAUGGUGGUUUAACAGAAUACUCUUGGUCACGUAACUGAAAUAUUUCAUAAUAGGUCUGUAAAUAUAAAAAGCUAUGGCGAUGCACCAUAUCUGCCAAAACUUAGAUUUUUCUAAUUUGCCAAGGACUUUCAAUUAGUGGUGUGUCACCUUAUAUAGAUCCAUACUAUCAUUACCCUGGAAAAUGCUUGUGUAUUUACAGUAUGCCGUGAUGAAGCUGGGAAUUUGCUGACUACGACACUGACAUAGUGGUACUUGGUUACACAACCUUUAUUCAAGAGAUUUUGUUUUGCUUUAAUAUUUACAACUCGUUUUCAUUGAUAAGAUUAGUGUGUAAAAUGAUACGUCAACAGUGCAAUGUCAGUAUCAGAUUGGGGCUAGAAGUGUGAUUGUCAUGGCCAGUGAAGAACUUGCUCAUUUAGCAUCAGUAACAAACCUUACAACUGGGGUCGGAUGACUUCCUGUUUGGACCAAUGGGUGGUUAGCCUUUUCAUCAUAUGUAAGUUUAACUUAAACAGGUAAAGGUUUGAGAAAUAUGUAAAUUGAUCAGUAACAGACCUACUGCCUUCAACUAGAGGUUAAAGGUGUUUCUUUAGCUUUGCAGAAUUACUUCCCUUAUCUGCACCAGGAUCUGAUGGUAGUUAUUUUUUACAAGACAUAUCCUAAAACUGUCAGUCCAAAUGAAACACAUUGGGUUAACCUAGUGGUUAAGGCUUUCCUUCUCACGCUGAAGACUCGGGUUCGAUUCCCCACAUGGGUGCAAUGUGUGAAGCCAAUUUCUUGUGUCCACCUGCCGUGAUAUUGCUGGAAUAUUGCUAAAGGCGGCAUAAAACCGUACGCACUUGCUCACUCCCAAAUGAAACGCAAUAGGUUCACUGAUACGUUGAUUCUGCAAUCGAAUUUUGGGGGGUAUUUUUUUUAAAAAAAUUAAAUUGCCUUCCCUAGUUUGACACUACUCCUGAUAGUUGCUGUGGAGCAUGAGAGAAAUGAAAAUAUCAUGAUUGUCUUCAAAUUGCAUGACAAUCUGGUAUGCAUAAAGGUUUUCAUAAUUAACAUAUUACUCAAUUUUUUAUAUGGAUAAUCAAAUGUCAUUCCAUUUAAGUAUAUACCUGACAUGAUAUGGAUCAGUUAUGUGUAUUGUGGAAUAAUAAAUGUCCCUAUUUAAAGUGGAGUAGUAUACCUUUCCGUUUGAAUGCAGGUUAGUGGGAGUCAAGCAUUAGAAAUUAAACUUGUGAAAUGUUAUGUACAUUAAGUUAUUGCAUCAUACCAUUUCGUUUGUCUGUGUUUAUUGAAACAGUUUUGCAUAAUUAACAUGGAAUGCCGACAGAUACAUUCAUCAAUCUGUUCUGGAUCAACUUUCAAAGGUGUUAAUUUUGAAAAAUUCUGCUUUUUGAAAAUAAUUGAUUCAUAUUUUGUCUUGGUCAAUUUUUGUUGUUUUCAGACAAAUGUGUAUUCUUUCAGAGGAGCCGAACCCUAAGAUUCACUGUAAAAAGUAUCAAAUUAAUUUAAAGUAUUAUUUCGACAUUUUAUGCUUCAUUUGUUUGAGAAUGUGCAAAACAACUCUUGAUUUAACAAAGAAAAUCUGCUGACCUUGAAGAUAAUGAUGAUACUAUCAAUUUCCUUCCUCAGUGUCAAGAUAUGCAGAGUACAUGAGGCAUUGUUGUAUGUAGUAUGAAGAUAAGUAAAUACAAGAUCGACAUGGUGUUAAGAUUUGGUAGAUCAACAGUGGACAUCUAUAUUUCCUUGCUGGUGACGGCACUCCCCUCUUCUGCUCUACGAAUGACAAGGAGGGCAUUAUGCUGUGCAUUAUCUCAGCGUAAUCAUGUCAAAGUUAGUCUAGGUGUUAACUCCUGUGUUGUUCAUUCAUGAAUUGAAUGCAGAAUGUGUGAGUCUGACUAGAUGAUACUCUAGGGUGAUUCUAUCUUUUAAUAAAUAACGUGAAACCAAACCUUCAGGAUACUCGAAAGCCUUUUAUCAAUUUAUUUGAACUGUUUAAAACCUAUUGCGGUUUGUUUUGUGUGUGCAGAGUUGCUUCCCUUAGCCGUGCCAUGAUCUGCUGCACAUUGAUUCUGAUUCCAGAUUUGCCAUGAUUAUGAACCUUGGUACCAUAUCUGGGUUGCACCAAAAUGAUUGACUGAGCUUUAUCAUUUAAUGCUUCCCACCUGUAACGUUAAUGUUCUGUGAUAUAACUGCUAACUGAAAUACUGUUUAUGGUAUCAGUUGUCUUGAUCCUUGACAGUUUUAAUUGAUCAAUGUAACCCCCUCAGACCACCGAUUGGCUGAUAGCAGCAUCUGGCUGUGUCAUCGAUUUGACCUGUGAAGGGACUAGCACCAAGAUAGAAUUACCUUGGAGUAUAAAGGUUUGAUUCUGAUGUGUGCAUGGAUAUUACAGAAGAAUGUUCCUGCAGUUGAAAGAAUGAGUUACUGUACAAUAACAAACUAAGUCAUAUUUCUCUGUACAAUGCUGCAAUUACAACCAUCUCUGACAUUGCAGCCCUGGUUAACAACUGCAUUUGCUAGCCGAUAGUUGACUAUGUUCACAUCAUACAUUUGUUUUUGUCAUAGAGUGUGAAGAAAUUGAGUUGCAUUUUUAUGCUCAAAAUCUCCUGUGCUGGUGUUUCGUUGAGGAUUUUUUUAAUCAAAUGACACAGCCAAGAAGAGAGCGAUUACCCAGACAUAGAUGUUGAUAGUUGGUAGAUGGAAUAUGAGUAUAUGAAAGUCUGCAAACAUAGAUUCCAUGUACUCGUGGCAGUAUUUGAGGAAAAUAUACACUUUUGAAUGAGCUUGAUAUGUCUUGUUGGAUUGAGUUGUGUGUAAUGUUACAAGACAUUAAUGAAACCUAAUACAUAGAUAUUAAUUUUCUGAAAUAAACAUGUUAAAUAGGAGACAAAACAAUAUAUGCUGACCAAUUUGGGAGACAUACUUUUUGAUAAACAAAAUGAUAAAAAAACAGCAUAAUUUAUUUUAAAAAAUGAAAGGUUCUGCAAAUUCUGAUGUCCCAGAUUUUUCCAGCAGAUAUUUUCCAGAUUUUCAACAGUAUCCUCCCAAGUUUGAUGUAUCAUUUUAAAUGAGUAUUGUUUGAACAAUGGAAAUACACAGAUAAUUAAGUUAUUAAAUAUUAAUCUUGAAUUUAAACAUUCUGCUUAUGUUAACUACCUGUAGUAGUGGGUGGUGUCGAAGGUAUUGUCACAAUUUGACAUACACACUUAGAAGUGACAGCUCCUAAGUUGUGAUGCAAUCUUUGAAAGUUAAGUCUGUAUACAAGAACAUCUCAGUUUCAUGGGGUUUUCAUAAUGAUUCAUUAAAACAUGCAUUGUUGCAAAAUUGAAAUUAAGUAUAGAUUUGUUAAUUUGGUAAAUUUUGGAAACAAGUUUUAGCCUGGAAUAGUCAAGCUAGAUUUGCAUCACAACUUAUAAGUAUUGGUAGCAAAUAUGACUUGUGAAAAAAUUGUAUAUUUCUUUGCAAUAUGAUAGUUCAAAUUUCACUGGUAUAUUUGCUAUGGGCUUGUAUGAAAAGGUCAUCAAUGCUUUGAGAAGAGCGUGGGCAGGCGUUGGUUGGUUUUGGGAUACAUGCCUGUUACUGUCUAUGUGUGUCAAUGUCAGAUACUGAUAGACACCGCUGUAUGAUAUGAAAGAUAGCCAUGUGCAGCUAGUGGUAAACAGGUUCUCACCACUACUACUGCUGCACAUACAGUUGUUGCCCGAAACAGUGCUGUUUGAGAAUGUUUCUGUGUGCUAUAUGUGAAUAAAUUCAUCUUUUUUAUGCAUUCCUA
Molecule: messenger RNA, 9131 nt
Organism: Haliotis rubra (blacklip abalone)
Lineage: Eukaryota; Metazoa; Mollusca; Gastropoda; Lepetellida; Haliotidae
Product: N-alpha-acetyltransferase 15, NatA auxiliary subunit-like
Biological process (GO): N-terminal peptidyl-methionine acetylation
Cellular component (GO): NatA complex; cytoplasm
Molecular function (GO): protein binding; protein-N-terminal amino-acid acetyltransferase activity
Source: RefSeq, a predicted model, not a curated record